AUGGCUUCGAACGACACCUACCUGACACCGCUCUCCUCACGUUAUGCGUCGAAGGAGAUGUCGCACGUAUUCUCUAUCCGUAACCGGUUCUCGACGUGGAGAAAGCUCUGGUACAACUUGGCGAUUGCGGAGAAGGAGCUGGGGCUCAGUGUGAUCACCGACGAGGCGAUUGCGGAGAUGAAGGAGCAUUUGAUCAUCACAGACGAGGAGAUCGAGGCUGCGAAGGUGGAGGAGUCGAAGGUGAGACACGACGUGAUGGCGCACGUGCACGUGUUUGGAGAAACGUGUCCGGAGGCUGCCGGGAUCAUCCACUUGGGGGCCACGUCGUGUUUCGUGACGGACAACGCGGACUUGAUCUUCCUCAGAGACGCGUACGACAUCUUGAUUGCCAAGUUGGUGAACGUGAUCAACCGGUUGUCGAAGUUUGCGCUGGAGUACAAGGACCUGCCUGUGCUCGGGUGGACGCACUUCCAGCCGGCACAGUUGACGACGGUGGGCAAGAGAGCGACGUUGUGGCUGCAGGAGCUGCUCUGGGACUUGAGAAACUUCCAGCGGGCCAGAGACGACUUGGGCUUGCGUGGCGUGAAGGGCACGACCGGCACGCAGGCGUCGUUCCUGUCGUUGUUCCACGGGGACCACGCGAAGGUGGAGGCGUUGGACGACCGUGUGGUCGAGUUGCUUGGCUUCGAGUACGCGUACCCGUGCACGGGGCAGACGUACUCGCGUAAGAUCGACAUCGACGCGCUGCACCCUCUCACGUCCUUCGGCGCCACGUGCCACAAGAUGGCCACCGACAUCCGGCUCUUGGCGAACUUGAAGGAGGUGGAGGAGCCCUUCGAGAAGUCGCAGAUCGGGUCCAGCGCCAUGGCCUACAAGCGCAACCCCAUGAGAAGCGAGCGGGUGUGCUCCUUGUCCAGACACUUGGGCGGUCUUUUCCAGGACGCGUUCCAGACCGCGUCGAUCCAGUGGUUCGAGCGCACGUUGGACGACUCCGCCAUCCGCAGAAUCUCCAUCCCCGAGGCCUUCCUCACCGCAGACAUCUUGCUCAGCACCCUCAUCAACAUCACCGACGGCCUUGUCGUCUACCCGAAGGUCAUCGAGCGCAGAAUCAUGAGCGAGUUGCCCUUCAUGGCCACCGAGAACAUCAUCAUGGCCAUGGUCGAGAAGGGCGGUUCCAGACAGGACUGCCACGAGGAGAUCCGCGUCUUGUCGCACCAGGCGAGCGCCGUCGUCAAGCAGCAGGGUGGCGACAACGACUUGAUCGACCGCAUCAAGAGCACCGAGUACUUCAAGCCCAUCUGGAACGACCUCGACGCCUUGCUGGACCCGUCCACCUUCAUCGGUCGGGCACCCCAGCAGACCCUCAAGUUUGUCACCGUCACCGUCAAGAAGGCUCUUGCCCCAUACCAGGGCCUGCUCAACGAGGACGCUGUCCAAUUGGCCGUCUGA
Molecule: messenger RNA, 1449 nt
Organism: Pichia membranifaciens NRRL Y-2026
Lineage: Eukaryota; Fungi; Ascomycota; Pichiomycetes; Pichiales; Pichiaceae
Exons: 1
Coding region: 1-1449 (482 amino acids)
Biological process (GO): 'de novo' AMP biosynthetic process
Cellular component (GO): cytosol
Molecular function (GO): N6-(1,2-dicarboxyethyl)AMP AMP-lyase (fumarate-forming) activity; (S)-2-(5-amino-1-(5-phospho-D-ribosyl)imidazole-4-carboxamido) succinate lyase (fumarate-forming) activity
Source: RefSeq, a predicted model, not a curated record